AAAGAUGCACCUAAUUUUUCAGUAUCUGGAGCGUUGGUUGCUGAUGUUAAUUCAUAUAAAGGAGUCGUUUUAAAGUAUAGCGAACCCCCCGAGGCAAGAAAACCUACGGAAAAGUAUAGACUAUACGUCUUUAAAGGAAAAGAACAAGUUGAUAUGUUGCAUAUAUAUCAGCAAAGCGCCUUUUUACUGGGCAGAGAGCGACUUGUUGCAGACAUUCCAAUUGAUCAUCCAUCAUGCUCUAAGCAACAUGCCGUUUUACAAUUUCGACAGAUUGUUUCUACUGACGAAAUUGGCCAGAUUACAAAAUCUACAGUGCUUUACAUUAUAGAUUUGAACUCUGCCAAUGGAACAUUUGUAGGUGGAAAUAAAAUACCACCAUCUCGGUACUACGAGCUAAAACCAUUGGACGUGAUCAAAUUUGGCUUUAGCACACGAGAGUAUGUGCUUAUGACUGAAGACAUGGCUAAAUGA
Molecule: messenger RNA, 471 nt
Organism: Batrachochytrium dendrobatidis JAM81
Lineage: Eukaryota; Fungi; Chytridiomycota; Chytridiomycetes; Rhizophydiales
Exons: 4
Biological process (GO): maintenance of RNA location; mRNA splicing, via spliceosome
Cellular component (GO): nucleus
Molecular function (GO): mRNA binding; protein binding
Source: RefSeq, a predicted model, not a curated record